CCGCCCCUCACAUGACCGAUCCGGGAUGGGGCAGCGCGAUCGUAUGUUCAAAGUGUUGGUGGUGGGGGACGCCAGGGUGGGAAAAACGUCGCUGGUGCAGCGCUACGCGAACGACAGCUUCAACCGGCACUACAAGUCCACGGUGGGAGUGGAUUUUGCUCUGAAGGUGGUCCAGUGGUCGGAAUCAGAGACAGUGCGGCUUCAGCUCUGGGACAUUGCAGGGCAGGAGCGCUUCACAUCCAUGACCCGGCUGUACUACAGGGAGGCAUCAGCCUGCAUAAUCAUGUUUGAUGUCACCAACAUCAGCACGUUCAGUAACAGCCAGAAGUGGAAGCAGGAUUUGGACAGCAAGCUCAUGCUGCCGGACGGGAACCCUGUGCCUUGUCUACUGCUGGCUAACAAAUGCGACCUUUCCCCUUGGGCAGUGACGAGAGAAGAAGUGGAUCGGUUCAGCAAAGAAAAUGGCUUUUCUGGUUGGGUGGAGACGUCUGUCAAGGAGAACAAGAAUAUUAACGAGUCCAUGAGAGUCCUGAUUGAAAAGAUGAUGUCUUCAUCCACUGGUGAUGGAAGUUCCUCUGCUGCCAUGAGUGGGGAUUACAUUAACAUAAAAGAGUCGUCCCCUCCGGGCUGGGCUUGCUGUUAGGGGCACCGACUGUGCCAUCUCCCUUGGGUCUCACAGCAAGGUCUUUUCAUUAUUAUCACCAUUUUCCUCCUAAACUGGCUGUCACUAUUUUGGUUUUGUUUUUUUUCUUAAAUGCUCAUGAACUGUCUUCUGUUUAGCACAUAUUCGUUCUCAGCAGAGCAUUACUGCAAUGACUUGGAGCGAGGAGUAGAAAGAAGAGAGGAGUGAGAAGAUUCCUCUUCUUCCAGUGUAGCAGCAGCUGGAAGUUCUGCUGCAAGUGAUGUAGCACGGCUCGUGUUCAAGCACAUGCCUUGGACUGAUUUUUAUUUACAUUUGGAGCACUUCACCUUCUGACACGUGCUGGCCUGCCUCCGGCAGGGCAAAGGAUGGCAAAGGUAGAUUUUGAAUAUGAUUGCACCUUUUAUCCCCCAAAACCUGCACCCACCACACCGAGGCAGCUGUCUGAAGUGCCUCUCGUUUGAUGCACGCAGCAUUCAUGCGCUCUCUCUCGGCCUGGAGAUUCCCAGGGUGAAAUUAUAGCUCUGGAACUACAGAGCUCUGCUUGCGUGUCCUGGAGAGACCAACACAUCUCAUCAUUCCCACUAACUGCCCUUAAGAGGUGAAGCCAGGUGUGGGUUAGAGCACGGUGUCCCACGUAAACAGUAACAUUAUCGUUGUGAAUUUGGGAAGUGCUGUAGCACAGCCCUUAAUCUCGUGUUUACUGAUGGUGCUGCUUAACAGCAGAGACCUCACGUUUUUGUCAGGAAUUGCUAAGUUGCCUUCUGUUCAUUCCUUCUCACUCACAUUCUGUCUGGCACAAUCCUGUGUAUUCUGUUUUGCUCCUACUUUAUUAGGGCACUGAGAGAUGGACCAAGGAAUAGGUUGUAAACUCCUUUGUAUGACAGAACAACAGUUCUUUUCUCUUGUUGCACAUGCUGUAUCCUACCAUCUCAAACAGCUUUGUAAUUGCUGAUGAAUCGCUUUCCCGUAAUUAUUCGGUAGCAAUGAGUGAAUUUCGUGGCAGGGCUGGUGCUGGAGCGGCAGCUCCCUCAAAGCUCCCACCUGCUGCUUUUAGUGGUGCGAGGGGGAAGCAAAGGAGAAGACUUUACGGGACAAAAGGAAACGAAGAGAAGCGCUCACCACUUGCCUUUUGACACCUGCUUUCCCUAGCGUAUCCCCAGGUAAUUGUUGUGCAGAACGGUUCUUGCCAAAAACAUCAACAAAUUGGUGAAAGCACACUAGAUCGUUAUCGUGGGAGAAUUAAUGGGAAACUCAGGCUGGAGUUACGUUGAGUUGUAUGUAUCUCAUGUAAGCACGCUCUGCUAUAGAAUUGUCUCACUCGUGUUUUAGGUUAGGAUUUGAACAAGUGGUCUUCAACAACAUUUUUCCCCUUGAGAAUAAUUGAAUUUAAAAACAGGACCAUUGCUUUGACUGGAUUCCUGCUGGAUUAGGACUGCUUUUCUUCAGCGAAGUAUUUCUCUGUCUGUCUUGCUUUAUGGACAUAGAAGGUGGCAAGAACAGGAAUCGAUUGCCUUCACUAUUCACAAAAUCUUGUGAGUUUUCAUUCCCUGGUGUGGAUGAGGAUUGGUUAGAACCAGUAAGAGCUAAGAAGCAUAGAAUUAGGAUUGUGUUCCACUGUUUUAAUUAAAAGCUGAAAUGUCUGAGCUUGGAUUCUGUUGCACAAAUAUUGCCAAAUUCGGUUUUAUAGGCACUUGAAUAUUCCCUUUUCUGUGCUGUUGGAGUCACUGUAGAGCUGGUUAGCAACAAAACUGAGCUGUCUUGCUGAAUUUUAAUCCCUAAAUAUUGUGUUUAAAAAAAAAGAAAACCAAUAAUUUUUUAAAUCCUAUAAAUGUUUUGAGUUCUUUAUGGAAUAUGGGGAGAAGGGUCUUAAUUUUUAAAAGGAUCUGUCACAAAGUCAUUAAGAUUCAUGUGUUAUUUAUUGAUUUCUGUCUGUGCACCGCAAAGCAUUUCAGCAGAGGUCAAGUGUCCAAGCUGUCCUUACAGAGGGAGAAGCCAGGGUACGCGGUGGGGAUCUCUACCCAGGACCAGCUUCUGCAGUCAGUAGGAGCUUGGCACUGAUCUCUUCAAUCCCUGUUUUGAUAUCCUAGCUGUUCGGCCAUGCAUCUUGCACAAAAGCAUCUUUAUCUCUUUUUGCAUGUCCAUUUGGGAUGUACCAGUGCCUCUUUGGUGUCUGGAUGGACAUCUUUAACCUGCCCCUCUUUUUCAUAAGUGCCUCUUAGAAACGAGCCCAAAGCCAAAGUAAGGUCUCUAGAGGUUUUCUUCUCUUUAGACAUAAUUUUUGUUCUGCCAGGUGGUUUCCGGUACCGGUGUGUGCCCUGGGGGGUUGUUUCCACACUUACUGCCUGUUAACAUCUUAAUAGACACAGCAAACAAGUGUCACAAGCCAAGCCUGAACUGCAGAAACAGUUGUUGCUUGAGAUUGGUGUAAAAACCCCACCAGACAGGAAAACGGUUUUGCUGUGCAAAUGUGUGUGUGUUUUCAGAAUAUGCUCUGUGGCACAGAAAGAGCUUAAAAAUGAAAAAAAAAAAAAAAAUUAAAAAACCCCACCUUGAUUUACUCCUAUAAACCAAACUGAUUGAAAAGCCCCAUCUAAACAAGCUCUUGGCUGGGAUAGGCAGUGUGGAAAGAACGGUUGCCUGGGAAAUCAGUGGGGAAUCAAUAAUUCUCAUUUUUAUAACAACCGAAAGGGAAAAGCCAGCCUGAGUGAAGCAGUUCCUAAGAAUUAUUGUAAACAAAGUUAAGUCUCAUUCAUGCAGACCGAUAAAAACUUUAAUCUUUCAAAUAUGAACCGGAAAAGCCUCAUCUUUAUAAUGAUGAAAUGUGCUUCACCAGUGCCUUCCCCAGGAAUGACUUGUUUUGAAAAUGAAGGCCUUUGAGUUUCCCUUUGGCACUGCCUGCUUUGACUUUGUACUCUCCGUAUGACUCGAGGCCAACUGCACCUAUUUCAGUGUGGUGUUUCUCACUCCUGUAACUUUAAUUUGUGGUUGUGGGACUCAAAACCACUUGGAGUUUAACAGUGUAAUUUAUGUGUUGGUGACAGCAUGCUAUGGGUCCAUAACUGCAAGUUCUUACUGCGAUAGAAAUUGAAAUAACGAGGGCUGAAAUAAGCCAAUUAUAUCAAAACUUAGCCUUUGGGUUUUUUUAACUGCUUGCAGUAACGCAGAAGCAUUUUAGAGACAGGGUUCCCAUUAGUGUAAAGAUGCAGUAUUAUUAUAGAAGAAACUGCUGGGAGGUUUUCUCCGUGUCAGUCAGCAACUAAAACAGUAUUGCAAAGUGAGAAAUAAAAG
Cuculus canorus (common cuckoo) is the source of this 3931-nucleotide messenger RNA. It is a transcript of the gene RAB29, whose product is annotated as RAB29, member RAS oncogene family. The transcript has 5 exons. Bases 26 to 643 code for a protein of 205 amino acids. Lineage: Eukaryota; Metazoa; Chordata; Aves; Cuculiformes; Cuculidae. Gene Ontology annotation, molecular function: GTPase activity; GTP binding. Gene Ontology annotation, cellular component: vesicle; trans-Golgi network; Golgi apparatus. Gene Ontology annotation, biological process: vesicle-mediated transport. The record is from RefSeq and is a predicted model, not a curated record.